Messenger RNA from Xyrauchen texanus (razorback sucker), 1719 nucleotides. It is a transcript of the gene sstr3a, whose product is annotated as somatostatin receptor 3. The transcript has 2 exons. The record is from RefSeq and is a predicted model, not a curated record. Gene Ontology annotation, biological process: neuropeptide signaling pathway. The coding region runs from base 168 to 1598 and encodes 476 amino acids. NCBI's taxonomy places the organism in Eukaryota, Metazoa, Chordata, Actinopteri, Cypriniformes, Catostomidae. Gene Ontology annotation, cellular component: neuron projection; membrane. Gene Ontology annotation, molecular function: neuropeptide binding; somatostatin receptor activity.
GUCGCCUGCUAAUCGCAGGGUUGGCGGUUCGAUUCCCGACCCACAUGACUCCAAAUGCCGAAGUGUUCUUGGGCAAGACACUGAACUCCAAGUUGCUCCAGAUGGCAGGCUAGUGCCUUGCAUGGACGAUGGCCCCCAGCUGAAGGCUGUGACGGAAAGAGACUGAGAUGGAGUUAGACGCCACUGCUGCACUGGGCAUAUGGGGCAACAGCUCCAUUCCUGGUUUCCUCCUCAGCGAGAACAUUCUCAAUGACACCUGCACUUUCAACACUUCAAACUGCACCAAUGGGACAGAUACUGGGAACCAGUCAGGAACUAGCAUGGCUGGAAUCCUUAUUCCUCUCAUUUACAUAAUUGUUUGCAUCGUUGGCUUGGGAGGAAACUCUUUGGUCAUCCACAUUGUCCUGCACUACUCCAAGACAGAGUCAGUGACCAACAUCUACAUCCUUAAUCUAGCUAUAGCUGAUGAGCUUUUCAUGUUGGGCCUUCCAUUCCUAGCUGUGCAGAAUGCCAUGCACUCCUGGCCCUUCGGCUCCUUCACGUGCAGACUGGUAAUGACUGUAGAUGGCAUUAACCAGUUCACCAGCAUUUUCUGCCUAACUGUGAUGAGCAUUGAUCGCUACCUGGCUGUAGUUCAACCUAUUCGAUCAUCUAAGUGGAGGCGACCUCAAGUGGCAAAGGCUGUGAAUGGGACAAUCUGGGCAUUCUCCUUUUUGGUAGUCUUGCCUGUGGUGAUUUUUGCUAACGUGCAACGAGAGGGAGGAAUCUGCAACAUCAUUUGGCCAGAGCCAGCCAGAAUCUGGGGAGCAGCAUUUAUCAUCUACACCUCAACUGUUGGGUUUUUCUUUCCCCUGUUAGUCAUCUGCAUGUGCUACCUCCUCAUUGUGAUCAAGGUCCGCAGCUCGGGAAAGAAAGUUCAUGCCACCUCUACCAAACGACGCAAGUCAGAACGAAAGGUCACACGAAUGGUGGUGAUAGUGGUGGCUGUGUUUGUUCUUUGCUGGAUGCCGUUUUACGCUCUCAACAUCAUAAACCUGGUUGAAUCACUGCGUGAUGAGCCACAGGGUCUUCACCUUUUUGUAGUAGUUUUAUCUUAUGCUAACAGCUGUGCCAACCCUAUCGUUUAUGGCUUUCUCUCGGACAACUUCAAGCGAGGUUUCCGGAAGGCUCUGUGUCGCUCCUCGCGGAGGGUGGAGAACCAUGAGCCCACAGAGCAGCAGCAUCAGGAGGAAAGAAGGAGGGUGCUAAUGCCCAGGGAAAGUCUUAGAAGAGCAGUGAGAGAUGAUGAAGAUGAGGAAGAAGAAGAGUACAGGGAGGAGGUGACAGAGAUGACAGAAAUCUGCAGGAUUACUCAGAAUGGAAAUGGAAGUGGGCAACCUGAAAGCACACGUUCCCUUUUCAUGGAGAGACCCUCAGCUCCAGGGGUUUCUGAGAUCUGUUCCCCAGACAGGAGAGGCUCAGGUGGGGAAGCCAUUGGAAAAGGGAUGGGCUUUGGGCCUGCUGCAACCCUUUUGAAUGGGGCCAAAAAUGGGAAUGUGAAAACACUGCCAGAGGAACCUGUGGAAAAGAACAGCUCAUUGGAAAUUAGCUACUUGUAAAAUAGCUGACAGGAUUUAUCCUAGCUGGAAAACAGUAUUAUUGUACAAGCCUGCCUACUUCAAAAGAGCACUUUGUACCUUUUCUAUCAACUCUUCUCAAUGUAAGAAUGGCUUUUCACAC